Pecten maximus is the source of this 4370-nucleotide messenger RNA. RefSeq lists its product as uncharacterized. The record is from RefSeq and is a predicted model, not a curated record. Lineage: Eukaryota; Metazoa; Mollusca; Bivalvia; Pectinida; Pectinidae. The transcript has 11 exons. Gene Ontology annotation, molecular function: protein binding. Bases 1263 to 3398 code for a protein of 711 amino acids.
UAAAUGUAUACCUUGGUAUUUCUCAAUAACGACGAACGCAUUACUCUAGCUGGGCCAACGUAGCUUCCUUUGUUGUGGAGUAAAUGUACUUGUCAUUUGUUUAAAAAAAAUGAGUAAAUGCACGUAUAUAUUGCCUAAGUGUGUCGUGUGAAGGGGUUAUCGCAACGACGAACUGUACGAGCUGUCACCUUUUCACUUCAUGAACGGAGUAUCGAAACAACGACCCGGACGUGUUGUCACUUUCUUAGUGUGCUUGUGAACGGAGUACCACAACUACGGACCGGACGUGUUGUCACUGUCUCAAUGUGUUUGUGAACGGAGUACCGCAACAACGGACCGGACGUGUUGUCACUGUCUAAUUGUGUUUGUGAACGGAGUACCGCAACAACGGACGGGACGAGCUGACACUGUCUUAGUGUGUUCGUGAACGGAGUACCGCAACAACGGACCGGACGUGUUGUCACUGUCUUAGUGUGUUUGUGAACGGAGUAUUGCAUUAACGGACCGGACGUGUUGUCACUGUCUCAAUGUGUUUGUGAACGGAGUAUCGCAACAACGGACCGGACGUGUUGUCACUGCCUAAUUGUAUUUGUGAACGGAGUAUCGCAACUACGGACCGGACGUGUUGUCACUGUCUCAAUGUGUUUGUGAACGGAGUAUCGCAACAACGGACCGGACGAGUUGUCACUGUCUUAGUGUGUUCGUGAACGGAGUACCGCAACAACGGACCGGACGUGUUGUCACUGUCUUAGUGUGUUUGUGAACGGAGUACCGCACCAAGGGAUCCGACAGAGGAGACAUCGUGCGGACAGAGAAUCGGAGUUGCAGAUCCGGACGAAGUGUCACUGCACUCUUACACAUGUGCUCGUCCGAUUUGUAUCAAUCACGCCCAUCUAAAAACGCGUGCGCUCGUUGAUAUUGAAGUAUAAGGACAAGGGACUACCCGUGUAUGAUAUGUCACGUGAGGGCGUGAUUGUGUCGAUCCAGUGUGGAUUUGUUAUCGACAUUUCCUUUAAGAUGUGAUACAAUAUCAAUAAAACUGUUCUGAUCCAUUACUUAGAUACAAAUCUGACGGUUAAGGACGGCCCUACUGCUUCCGUGAUUAAACGUCACCAGUAUAAUGUCCAAGGCCACUGAUAUGAGUAAGCGACACUUUCUCUUGCCCUGUGCGUCUAUUGUUUUGAUUGUGUAGUUUACGAAUUGUAAACAAAUAAAGAUUGACAGAGUGACAAGGGAACCGGUUUAACCCCAAAACAGUCAUCAUGGUUCGGCUUCGUGACACGAGAAUCUAUAAAAUUCUGGCCGAUGGGUGCCUGUCUGAAAUUUCAUCCGAGUGUAUCAAGCACGUGCAGAGCGGUAAGAAUGUUAACCUCCGUGACGAGGACACUGGGGAGACAUAUCUUCACCUCCUGGCCGAUUAUAUAGACCGUUUCCGGUCCCCUCAGGGCGUCUGCGUCAUCUACAUCAUGGCAUGCAAAGGCAUCGACCUUGACCUUCUCGACAACGAGGGCAAUUCUUUCCUCCACAGGAUUAUGCGCAAACCUCACACGUACAGGGCCGUGGUCGCUGUGAUCAGGUGCGGCGCCGACCCAUUGGUUAAAAACAAGGAUGGGCAAACUCCCAGAGACGUUCUGCUGCAGUCCAAACCAGAUGGAUGGGAGGAAACACUUCAUUGGUUCAACAAGUUCUCUCCAGGUCUAUACCGGGCAUUGACGGAGAAGAAACCGGACAGGAUCUUAGUAAAGAAACUGCUCCAAUAUCUUUGUCGGACAAGUGUUCAGAAAAACGGAAAACUGGUUUGCCUAAAAACAGUCGCCAAACGGAAUUUACGAGAUCUCGACCUUGUUAAACUGUUGGGAAAAUACGAAAAUACCAAUGAGUUUGCCCUGGCUCUGCUAACGGGCAAGGCUCUGGCACUUCAAAUCUUCUUAAAGGAUGUUCCAAACGCAAUGGACAAUGUCGAUAUCAACGUCACUGACCACAGCUAUCAGUACCGAUAUCCUGAUUACCCAGAAGUACCACUUCCGCUUCUCGCGGCAUUAUGGGAAGGCAACAUGGAGGAAACUGUUUUCGCCCUACUUGAUAUGGGUGUUGAUACAUCAAUGUUGUUUUCAUAUAAUCCAGAUAUCGAGCCACCGAAGCCCCUGUUCUUCCAGGUGUUGUGUGAUAUUGUGAAGCUGACGGAUUCAAUGAUACACAGAGUAUUGGAAGCUUCGGACUUGUCCGCCCGGAAUCCCGACGGACAGACAAUUGUGUACGAGGCAAUAGCGCGUGAUUACCCGGACAAUUUUAUUAUCAGUCUUUUCAAAUAUGGCGCCAAUAUUGCAUCACGUGACAAGUAUGGCCGCACAGCCCGUGACUACGCAGAGUUAAAUGAGAAGCCAGGCUAUUGUAGACUGAUAGAUACGUGCGUCGUAGAAAUGGUAAAGGAGUGUAAUAUAGAAGGCGUGGAAGACCUUCUACGUCACGGAUACGACCACCUUCUGGACGUAACAGACAAAGAUACGGGAAACUCUGUCAGCGAUAUUGCAUGGGGCCGGUCAUCAAUGAUCGGCGAGCUCCUGAGGAAAGCGGACGCGAUAAAGGAGCACAUCCGGAAGUUGUUUCAGAAGGCAGAGACUGGAAGUUUAGGAGAGCUACGGCGUUUGUUAGGUAGGAAAUACGCAUCUGCGGUAGACCGCUGUGGGAGGACAGUCUUGCAUAUCGCCAUUUUCAACGGGAAGAGAAGCAUCGUCAGCUACCUCGCCAAUAACUAUCCACGACUCCUUGAUGUCCAGGACAAUUUCGGGAGGACACCCCUUCACUACGCACAGCUGUGUAUGGAAGGAGACCUAUCGCUGUCAGCCAUUACCAAGCAAGGGAACAUGCGCCUACGGGACGUGCAAGGCCUGACACCACUGCAGUAUAAGCCCGAAGAGUGUGGCGAGCGAACCUUCUCCAUACUCAAGAAGUCUGUUCAGGAGAUGGCAAUGGAUGUCUUCCUCAGUCAAACACAGUUCAACCAGUCCAUGAUGGCGGCUAUACAGAAUGAGGACUUGACGAAGAUACAGCGCCUCAUGCGAGGUCUGCAAGUCCACGGGGACAUAACUCGCCACAGCUCACUGCUCUUUUCUUGUAUUGAGUUGGGCAAGGAAAGUGCUGCUAUACAACUGAUCCAAGAGGGACUUAGCACAGACAUCUUCAAACAGUAUCAGAAGUGUGACUUCAACAGUACAGCAUGUGUCACGUGUCAGUGUAACCACACGGUGACGUCAUUCCGAGAAAAGGCAGAGGAACUGAAGAGACGACGGGUGCUACACUUCUUAGACCAAUUACAGAGAGAUUUAAACAAGAACGUCCUAAUGUCACCGAGGGCCACCCCCGAUGUUAGCAACUUCGAAAAAUUUGGGAAAGUGUGACACAAUAUGAUGAAGUACUCAUGAUAAUGUGGCCUCUUGACACAACAUGGAGAAACUGGUGUAAGCUUCUUUGGAAAAUAGAAUAUGUAUUUUUCACACACCACCCUUAUCUGUCGAAAACUAGCGUAGGGUCUUAAUACAAAAAGUUUAAAUAUGCCGGUGGUAAGCAUCUAGGAAAUUCAGUCAUGUAACCCGACUCUAGAAUAAAUAUUGCUAAGAGGCUGAGCCUAAUGCUAACUGAACAGUUCCUAGAAUAAGUGGUCGAACGACUAACGAUAAUUCAGAAAGAAAACUCACAACUUUAAGUUGUUACAGUUAACGAUGAACAAUGGUGAAAUAGGAACACGUUGUAAUCACAAGACAAUGAACGGGGGAACGAAUAAGGAAAGCGACGUCAGCUAGAGCUGUGGAAACAAUUACAUAAAAAUCAGGAUGCAUCAAUGGAAACUGAGGAGACAACAAAACAAUAAAAAGAAUUAAGCCACCUACCAUUGACUGUCCCGAUGUGAGAUUGGUAUUGGUCCUUGCUUACACAUUCUUCAUUCGUUUUCAUUUGUUUUUAUUACAAUAUUGGCCUUGGUUUGAUCGCAUUUAUCCGUCAUGGUCGUGCCAGUAAGUCAUUACAGCCCUAUGAGGAAUUCAUCCAUACAUUCCAGGAGAGAUGGAAGUUAUUUCAAGCACAGAAAUUUGAAUACCUCUUAAUUACUUUUGUUUGAUGCGAAAUUGUCGAGAUUGUUUCAUCUGAUAUCUGGUUUCUCCUUGGUUGAUAUAACAACACGCUGUGCAUUUUCUUUUGUGCGAUAAAUUUCUCUGUAUAUCUGACGUAGAAAAAAAUCAAUGGCUAAUGAUGUUAUGAUACUAAUGGGAAUACUGCAUUUGAGAAAAUUGCUACAAAUAUGCGAGUUAUUAUUUCAAUCUCUUCGUUACUUAUUACUAAUCUAAACAAAAGUAAUAAAAUCAUCUGAUGUUGUU